AUGGAAGAGAAAGUGGGUCUUUUAGCGCUCCGCGAGAGGAAGCGCAAUCGACAAGAAGCCGGUUCACAGCAUGUUGACUUCCAACAGCCACUCCAUCUUGACAUGCGGCUGAUGGAAAGCAUCCUUUUCGAGGUAUUACGGAACUAUGUGCCGCCGGAUGUAUACAACAAAAUCUACGAAAUCGUCCGACGUGGUAAUUCUGACGACAUCAACUGGGCAAGAGAAAAGCUACGUGAACUAGAUGUAGAAUACUGGCCUCAGCUAGCUAGAACACUACGAAUCAUAUGUGCUAUAGGCAACUCGGCUGACAAAGUGCAGAAGAAAAGACGGAGAGAUGCAUAUGAAAGAGCUUUGAAAGAUGAUACAGACUUCCAGGGAACUGUAUAUACGUUACGCUGGUGCAUUGGGCACUUUAAGAAAAAUCAUAUGCCACUACAAGAACUCUAUGAACAUAUCACAAAUAUGCACAUAGACUUUGUUUUAACAGCACACCCAACCGAAACACACAGACUCACAAGCCUCGUGAACCACAAAAAGUUAUGCGAACUUAUCCUCGAAUUCGACGGAGAAAUAUGCACGCCAUUCGAAGAAACAACGUUAUUCAAGGAACUUGAACGACAUAUUGCAGCCAUGUGGCACACCGACCAAAUUAGACGACAGAAACCCACACUCUUCGACGAGGUUGUCUCUAUUGCGCAUCGUGUAAAAAGCACUAUUUUCAAGAGUGUGCCCAAGUUCUACAGAUACCUAGACGCGCUAUUCGAGGAACAUGGGCUACCAACACUGCCGCUAGAUACAAAAUUGUUCACAUUCUCAUCAUGGGCAGGAGGUGAUCGUGAUGGAAACCCCUUUGUGACACCUGAUAUGACCAGGAAAACAGUAUGCUACAACAAAAUACAUGCCUGCGAUCUUUACCUUGAAAUGCUCGAUCAACUCGCCGAAGAGUUGCCAGUAAAAGAUGCUACCGAAGAUUUCAAGAAGUACGUUGCUGAAUUGGAGGGUGAAAGAGCAACCGUACUUGGCAGGACCAGAACCAAAGAUGGUAUAAUAACAUAUUUCACCGAUGAGUUCACGUUUAUGAUACCUGAUGCACAGCCGGAUGAGGUAUAUAGAACCUUGUUCAGGCAUGUUGGGACGAGACUGAAAAUCACAAGGUAUUUGGCUCGCAAACAGCUAGCGGAUGAAAAAAGUGACAUUAGUGAAGAAGUUAGAUGUUUCGCUUACAAAUCUGGGAAAGAGAUUCGGGAACCAUUAGAAAGGUGCUAUAAGUCACUUUGUGACGUUGGAUGCGAAAUUCUCGCUAAUGCUACAUUAAAGGCACUUAUCAGGUGUUUAGAUACAUUCGGUCUCUACCUACUCAAACUGGAUGUCAGACAAGAAAAUGCUAAACACAGCGCAGCAGCAGACUUUAUAUUUGGGAAACUUGCAUUAACGGAGAAGCCUUACACCAAAAUGGAGGAGAGUGAAAGGGUCGCUUUAUUAUCAAAGUUACUUGCGCAGCAAGGGACAUUUAACAUCACAGCAGGCAUGCUUGAGGAGGCUCCGGAUGAUGUUGUAAACGUCAUACAGACCUUCAGAGUAGUGGGAGAACUGGGCACCGAUGUCAUAAAUGCCUACAUCAUAUCAAUGUGCAACUGUGCAUCAGAUAUCCUGCUAGUUGAACUUUUGCUGGAGAAGGUUGCUGCCGUCGAAAGCGACGGUGUCUCACACAGCGUCAAGGUUGUACCUUUGCUGGAAACCAUAGCCUCGCUACGCGCUUCAAGCAGCAUAAUGGAACAUCUAUUUAGCGAUUCGUGGUAUCGUGAACACAUAAAAAAGCACCAUAACAACACGCAACAAGUAAUGAUUGGAUACUCUGACUCAGGGAAAGAUGGUGGUCGUCUCGCAGCAACUUGGGAACUCUACAAGGCUCAACAAAUGCUUUAUGUGGUAGCUGAGAAAAAUGGUAUCAAAAUACACCAUUUUCACGGCAGGGGUGGUUCGAUAUCAAGAGGAGGGGGUCCUCUGCAUCACGCCAUUAUGUCACAACCAAGGGGUACACUGAACAACUACCUCAGGCUCACUGUACAAGGAGAAACUAUCGGUUAUAUGUUUGCGUUACAGCACGAUUGCCUCAGGACUAUGGAAUACUAUCUCACUUCUUGCGUCCAGUUCAAUGUGAACGCAGAUAAAAUUGCUGUCAAACCCGAAUGGGUACAACUUUGGGACGAAAUGGCCGAAAUAUCAUACAAUGCCUACAGAAAAAUAGUAGGGGAUGCAGUAGGGUUCGCAGAUUAUUUUGUAUCUCUAACACCAGUGCGAGAAAUGGGACUCAUGAAUAUAGGUUCGCGACCAUCCAAACGCACAAAGGAUGGAGGUAUCGAGAAGAUACGGGCAAUUCCUUGGGUAUUCGCGUGGACACAGGUCCAAUUGAACAUGCCUAUCUGGCUCGGACUUGCUGAUGGGUUGCAGCACGCCAUGCAUACUGGACGCAUGGAACUGCUAAAGGAUAUGUACCAAAGUUGGCCUUUCUGUAGCAGCUUCCUACAUCUAGUUAGCAUGGUAUUGCUCAAGACAAAUGCUACAGUUACGGAGGAGUACGAGCGUGCUCUUGUUCCUGAAGAAUUAAGACAUCUGGGCGAAAUACUAAGAUGCGAUCUUACGCGUGCUAUCAAGCUCAUCAAACUUAUCACCGGAGAACGUGAAUUCUGCGAUCACGAUCUUGUAGUGAGGCGUGGAUUCAGAUGUAACGCACGAUUGCUAGGGCCAUGUGCGGCACUGCAAAUUGAGGCUCUCACCGGGUACAGAAGGGAUCCCAACGAUACACGCUACCACGAUACACUUGUCAUAAGCAUGAAGGCUAUUGCGGCCAUCAUGCAACACACCGGGUAG
Babesia sp. Xinjiang is the source of this 2871-nucleotide messenger RNA. RefSeq names its product Phosphoenolpyruvate carboxylase. The transcript is spliced from 8 exons. Gene Ontology annotation, cellular component: cytosol. NCBI's taxonomy places the organism in Eukaryota, Apicomplexa, Aconoidasida, Piroplasmida, Babesiidae. Gene Ontology annotation, biological process: carbon fixation; tricarboxylic acid cycle. Bases 1 to 2871 code for a protein of 956 amino acids. Gene Ontology annotation, molecular function: phosphoenolpyruvate carboxylase activity. The record is from RefSeq and is a predicted model, not a curated record.